CUAGAGCGAAUUGGUGGUCGUGGAUCUUCAGAGCGUACUUCAACGGGCAAAUGCGAUUGGCCAUGUAUCUGACCGAGAACUUGCCGUUCCUGGCGUUCUGGAACUUCGAUAUUUUCAGGUAAACAGAGGAUCAGCUGAAGGGGGAGUCUAGCACAUAGUCCCAGAAAGCGGCAACUAUCGUUGAAUGUCGAGCAACGAGAGCAGCCCGACUAGCAACGUGGUAUUUAAAAGGAACGCACGGCUCCCGUGCAACUGCGGAUGGGAAGUGAGAUUCGGUUACGGCGUAGCGGUCACACUGGCCAUCUUCGAGGCUAAGCGCUUCUUCGUGUUGAUCUUAGAGAUAUUCGCCGAAUGGCAGAUCAUUCGAUUCGCGGGUGGUCUGCGACCGGUCGUGUUCACCUUAGUGAACGUCAGCUUGGGCCUGCCUACUGCCCUGAUCACUGUACGUACCAUCAGAGCGCGGAAGGUGCCACGGUGCUGCGCGGAGACGAAACGAGUGCUGCGAUGCUUGCUGGUAAUAAUAGCGAUAUGCGCGGUAAUGAACGCCGCCACGUUGGCUUCGAUAGGAUAUCACAUGAGCGUCAGGGAGGACACCCUGGUCGACGUCUUCAACAGCUCCAUGCGUCUGUACGCUAGCGCUGUAUCGUACAAGUCCGCGAUCGACGAAAUACAGUUCAUCUUCCAAUGCUGCGGUCACUCCUCCUACGUAGACUGGUUCCUCUUCGACUGGCAGGGGGUGGACUACGCUUCCAGGGAGGAAAUGGCGGUCCAGAGUCCUGUGUCUGACGAGGAGUACAGAGAUCGAGGUGUUCCCUUCAGCUGCUGCAAUCUGCGCGCAAUGUCGCCGUGCGAGCACACGGAACUCCCGGAUGGCGAUGUCAGGACCAUAAACACGAACGGCUGCGCGAAAGUCGUCAGCCCCGUUCUUCUCAGGAUCGUCAUCGUGGCCUACGUCAUGACGAGCACGUUGGUGAUCAUUCAAGUCUUCUUAGCCUUUUUAAUCGCGAAGAUUACGCGCAGGCUUUUGUGCGGGACGUGUCACUCGUAUCAUCCUCCUGCGACCUUCGUCAACGAAUCCACCAGCGUGUCGUUGGAGGGUACAAGACAGAUGAUAAGCGGGCAACCGUUAUCGUUCUCGAUACAGCUCUGAAACGGAGGGAGGGAACACGAGCACAUCCCCCACGAACUGGGAUGCGCGACCC
Molecule: messenger RNA, 1202 nt
Organism: Hylaeus volcanicus
Lineage: Eukaryota; Metazoa; Arthropoda; Insecta; Hymenoptera; Colletidae
Product: tetraspanin-6-like
Exons: 6
Coding region: 185-1150 (321 amino acids)
Cellular component (GO): membrane
Source: RefSeq, a predicted model, not a curated record